UCUAUCCGCUUGCCUGGCCCGAGCCGCACUCCCUCUGGCACUUCCCUUCAAACUCCCUCUUCCUCUCAGAUUCGCAUCCCAGAAUCAGGUGGCAAACCUCGCAGCAGAAAAACUUCACAGGAUAAUGCCGAUUUGCUCGACGCCUCUGACCCCUGGGGUACUCACUGGCAUCACCAGUCCCCGUACGAUACAGGCACAAAUAUAAGUCCCGUCUCAGUCGACCCUCCCGAGGGUCGCUCUCGUUCUCGUUUAUCAAGCAUGAAUGGCACACCGACUCGUCGUAAGACAGUCACCCCAUCUCCAUUAUCUCAAUCUACAUCCGCACUGCACACUCAACCAUCUGAACCGAACAUCACCCGUAAACUCAGUAAACGCCGAAAACCCGUGUUGGGCAACCUGUUCAGUGGACAGGACUCGUUACAAGUGCCGGAUACAUCUGCGCGUCGUCACUCCACUAUUUUGCCCACCUCCGUGCCUAAUACAUCCACUGUAGCUCUAUCAACGCAUUCUUCAAAGAAGGAGCGACGAACAAGUGUCUUAGGUCGACUGGUGAGGAAGUUCAGCAUGUUGACCAAGUCUACUCAAGACGUGGGACCUACCAUCAGCGAACGAGCAGAGGAUGAAGUUGCUGCACCUUCUGAGCCUCGCCGCUCUUUUUUCUCCCAACGACAGCCUUCUCCAGAGAAGGAGAAGAAGCACUCGGAUCCAUCCAAGCGUGUACCGCCGCCACAGAUAGAAAUUGACUUACAGACAACGGAAGGGUUGGGUCCUUCGCCAGAAUUGGAGCGCGAGAUACCCGACUAUCGGUCCUCUAUCUCGUUGGAGGUGCCAUUUUCACCUGGACGGUUGACGAUAGCAAACCCAGAUGCGCCGAGUACGGGAGGGAGUACGCCGAUCAGGCUAAGCCUUGCGUUGCCGCCUGAGGACUCCCCUCACAUAAGUGUUUUACCGCUACUGCAGCCCGUGCAGCACCGUCACGAUAGGAACCCCAGCAGGGAGUCGGUGGCUCAUCCCACUAGCAAGACAUCGCCUGUCAAACGCAAAAGCCCUGCGCCUGCACCUUCACUCUCUGUUCCUGAUGCGGUUCGCUCUCCCGCGAGUGUUCAGUCACUACCACCGUUAUCCACCCAUCGCCGCGCCCCGUCUAUUCCCUCUUUGUCGAUGGGCGCGCCUUCCUUGUUGACCUCGCCCGUGGCAGCCCCGGAGGUCAAAACAUUUCAUGCUUACUCCUUCGCCACCGCCGCCAUUGUAUCAACGUCGGAUGACUCGCCCUUGUCUAGGGCAUCAAUCCUUGUCAACCCACCUACACCACAUAACCCUGACGAGUUACACCCAGACCUUCCAUUUGAAUUGCCUGAAAUCGAAAGGAUACCGAGCAGGGCACCCUCACGGGAGACAUCUCCCGUCAAGAAGGGCGAUGGUGAAGUACGCAUGGCCAAGUCAAACUCCACAACGAGCCGGAAGACGGAGACGUUCAAGUUGGUGAGGAACCCGUCUGAUAAGGUUUCAUCGUUUGAUAAUACUAUCACUGCUGAGGGUGAGCAAUGGACUGUCGUCAAUUCUUCUGACGCUCCUCGCCGGAGGCGGACAAGGGAGAAGCCUGUAGAAAAGAGCGAAAGGGUGGAAAGGGUAGAAAAGCCAUCGUCGCGGUCUUCAACGAAUUACUAUGAGAGCGAGAGGGUCGAAAAGCCGUCGUCGCGGUCAUCGACGAAGGAUCGCGAGAGCAGUAGGAGGGAUCAACGAAGGCAGGAUAGAGCUGCUCAUGAAGCUGUUGAGAACCAGAGACGUGCGGGUAGUAGUAGUCAAGGUCAAACGAAACGGGCGAAACCAGAAACAGCCGACUCCGGUACCCUCUUGGAACGUCCUUCGCGAGCGCGUAGUUUCGAUACCACCUCCCGUACGAGCGUUAAUCAGCCGAUGGUGUUUAUGCUUCAAGGCGAGCCACCUCGUCAGCGCAAGAGCGAUGACCGGCCACGCGACUCCCACAACCCAAAGCCCAUCCGACCUGCUCCGAGUCCUAUUUCUGGUAUCGCACAUGUCGAACGCAUGCCUUCAAACACAACCCGUCCAAUUUCGGAACUCCCAUCUGCUGCAGAUAUGAAUGCCCUUCGCGCACGCGAGGCAUGGGAAAUGGAUCGCUUAUGGAAGGGCAGAAGCAUGAAUCACCAGGAGUCCAACAUGAUUGCCUCGCCGUCCAGUCGCGAUUCACCGCAGGUCAACGGAGAGUUCAGAGUAGAUGCCUCUGGGCACGGUUCGAGUCACACGUCGUACCUCGUUCAGCCGCUCCAAGCACAUCCUAUGCCCGCGAGCGUGUUUUAUGCCAACAUGCCUUCUGCGCCUCCCCCAAUUAUCUACACUGCAUCGUCCCCGUAUGGACAGGUGCUUCAUCAGGCCUCCCACCAGUCUGUUUACCGAUCCCUCCACAACUCUUUCACGUUCCCUUCUACAGAGCCCCCAGCAGACUCUCCUCGCCAGAACCCUUUACCACAUCCCCCUCGUGAAUCAUCCUAUCAACCCGCAUACUUGUCAACGCUUGCAGAUCGAGGCAGUGGAACUUCCUUGGAUUAUUGGACGAACAAGUAACUUACCCACUCGUACCCCUCACCUUGAUAUACCACACUGCGCAUGCUCAACAUCACGCAUUUCAGCGUUCAGAUACAAGUACUAAUUUAGAUCAUACUGCAAUCUGUUUUUCUUCAUUUCUUCAAUGCCCUUGGG
This is a messenger RNA of Suillus plorans, 2718 nucleotides long. RefSeq lists its product as uncharacterized. Lineage: Eukaryota; Fungi; Basidiomycota; Agaricomycetes; Boletales; Suillaceae. The coding region runs from base 259 to 2583 and encodes 774 amino acids. The record is from RefSeq and is a predicted model, not a curated record. The transcript is spliced from 2 exons.